GUGCGGCGGCUAGGUCACGUGGUGCGUCGGCAGACAUGGCGGCUGCUUCGGUUUUUUCUCGGCUUCGAACGGGUUCUAAGCUGGGACCACAGUACGACCAGGAGGGUAACGUUAUCGAGGUUGAAACUCGUGAAGAUGAGGAGCAAAGUAUAAAAUUGACAGAAAUUUUAGAAUUACUGGUUGCUGCUGGAUACUUCAGGGCAAGAAUUAAAGGAUUAUCACCAUUUGACAAGGUUGUGGGUGGGAUGACGUGGUGUAUUACAACAUGCAGCUUUGAUAUUGAUGUUGAUUUGCUUUUUCAAGAAAAUUCUACAAUUGGUCAGAAAAUAGCAUUGACAGAAAAGAUUGUGUCUGUUUUGCCAACUAUGAAGUGUCCACAUCGUUUAGAACCACAUCAGAUCCAGGGUCUGGAUUUCAUACACAUAUUCCCUGUUGUUCAGUGGUUGGUAAAACGUGCAAUUGAGACCAGAGAAGAGAUGGGAGAUUACAUUCGAUCUUUUUCAGUUUCUCAAUUUCAAAAAACUCACAGUCUGCUUGAGGAUGAUGACUUUAAGCAGCGCAAAGACAAGGCUAUGAAAACAGUCAUCGAAGUUUCUGAUGUUUAUAAACCACAACGCAAGUACAAACGGUUGGUUGCAGCAGAAGAGUUGGUGGAUGAAGAAUCCAGAGUCCAUUCCACUCUCUUGGAAUUUGGCCGUAAGUACGGUUUCAGCAAACAGUCAAAAACUGAAAAGAGUGAGAGCAACAGAGGAGCGCUGGGCACCGAACUAGCAACUGACGUAUCUGAGGAAGAUCAUCUGCAGGCUGAUGAAGAGCUUCGCAUUAAAAAACUGAUGACUGGAAUGACAGUGAUGGCAACUGAAGAGGGAAAACUGACUGCUAGUACAGUGGGUCACAUUGUAGGGCUACAGUCAGAAGAGAUUAAGCAGAUUGCGUCAGAAUAUGCUGAAAAGCAAUCUGAGUUUUCAGCAGAGGAUCGUCCUGAACGACUUGGAGCUGCUCAGCAACAUCGAAGACAAGUCGCAUCUCUGAAUAAGCAAAUCUUGCAGAAGUCAAAACAGCUGGAAGAGCUUCAAUUGAAAUGCAGUGGGAUUCAGGCUACCUGUGAGGAAGCAAAGAAAAAACUGGUGGAGGUCGUGAAUUAUGGCCAGAAACUGGAUAAAAAACUGUCUGCUGUUGAAAUUGCAGAAUCCCAGGCUGAUUCUGGCAUACUGGAGAAGUUGAGAGCGUUGGUCACAAUGAAUGAGGGACUAAAGGAUCAGGAGCAGCAGUUUAGGAAUCAUUGCCGGGAAGAAAUGGCUCGGUUGCAGCAGGUUAUCAAAAAUCUCAAGAGUGUAGCAGGGACUGAGGAUGCUGAAGAGAAGGAACAUAGUGAACUUAUAGAGGAACAAUAUAAAGGAGACAGGGAAAAAUUACAGAAAAUACGACUAUUGCUGGCCCGACGCAAUAGGGAAAUUGCUGUUUUGCAACGAAAAAUUGAUGAAGUACCAAGCAGAGCAGAAUUGACCCAGUAUCAGAAACGCUUUAUUGAACUCUAUAAUCAAGUUGCAGCAACUCACAAGGAAACAAAGCAAUUCUUCACACUCUAUAAUACACUUGAUGAUAAAAAAGUGUACUUGGAAAAAGAGGUUAACUUGUUGAAUUCCAUUCAUGAUAACUUCCAACAGGCUAUGGCUGCUACAGCUUCUCGAGACCAGUUUUUACGGCAGAUGGAACAGAUUGUGGAAGGUAUUAAGCAAAAUCGCAUGAAGUUGGAGAAGAAAAAGCAAGAAAACAAAAUGAGACGUGACCAGCUGAAUGAUGAGUACCUUGAACUGUUAGAGAAACAGCGUCUGUACUUUAAAACUGUUAAAGAGUUUAAAGAGGAAUGUCAUAUAAAUGAAAUGUUAUUGACUAAAAUGAGGACCAAAGGGGCUUCCUGAAUGAUCUCACUGGGGAUCCAAGGGUGGACCUGCUAUCAUCUUUCAAAUCCAUGGCCUGAAUUUAUUACUUAAUAAAAACAAAGGAAUAGGAACAUGGAACUGAAUGUAUCAUAUCACCUUAUUUGUUCGUGAAAUGUUAACACGUUUCUUUAUCAGCAAGAUAAUAAAAUUUGUCUGAGCAAAUCUGUUGUAUUAUAGUUUCAA
This is a messenger RNA of Hemiscyllium ocellatum (epaulette shark), 2126 nucleotides long. It is a transcript of the gene ccdc93, whose product is annotated as coiled-coil domain containing 93. The coding region runs from base 36 to 1922 and encodes 628 amino acids. Lineage: Eukaryota; Metazoa; Chordata; Chondrichthyes; Orectolobiformes; Hemiscylliidae. The record is from RefSeq and is a predicted model, not a curated record. Gene Ontology annotation, biological process: Golgi to plasma membrane transport. The transcript is spliced from 23 exons.